Messenger RNA from Sebastes umbrosus (honeycomb rockfish), 6250 nucleotides. It is a transcript of the gene eif2ak3, whose product is annotated as eukaryotic translation initiation factor 2-alpha kinase 3. The transcript is spliced from 18 exons. Gene Ontology annotation, molecular function: protein kinase activity; ATP binding; protein binding. Bases 194 to 3526 code for a protein of 1110 amino acids. Gene Ontology annotation, biological process: protein phosphorylation. The record is from RefSeq and is a predicted model, not a curated record. NCBI's taxonomy places the organism in Eukaryota, Metazoa, Chordata, Actinopteri, Perciformes, Sebastidae.
GCAUGUCUUGAGUGAAGUAUAAAGGGAUAUAACAUGGUACCCCAGUGGAUGUUUAUGUUUACUUAAAGAACACAUUUGAGAGGGCGGUUUAAGCAAAGGGACUUUGUUUUUGUACUUUUUUAAUGUUAAGAUUUACAAGGCCAGUACGUUGGCAUGUAAAUCUCAUACUUUCACUAAUGUGCCAGUCUUACAAAUGGAAAGGGGGCUUCACUUUGGAAACGUGAGCAUUUCCCUGCUGGUGCUCCUGCUGCUGCUCAAAGCGCUCAUCAUCGGAUCCGGGACCUCGCAGGCUCAGAGCUCCGCCACCGCCACCGGGAGCACCGGGAGGGAGCCGAAGUCCGUCACCGUCAGCCGGGGCUCUGAGGAGGAAGAUGGUGCAAGAGUCAUCAUGGAGCGGGGCUUGGAGAACGUUGGCUCCCCAGUCAUUAUAGCAGACGUUACCGUGGAGGACGACGACAACGGGCCGACUGGAGAGGCCGACGAAGCUUAUGGAGAAAGUAACGGAAACGUCCAACCGUCAAGGUCUCUUGUGAUCAUCAGCACACUGGAUGGGCGGAUCUCUGCUCUGGAUCCUCACAACCAGGGCAGGAAGCAGUGGGACCUAGAUGUCGGCUCAGGGUGCCUGGUGUCGUCCAGCCUCAGCAAACCUGAGGUGUUUGGCAAUAGGAUGGUCAUCCCUUCACUGGACGGUGCCUUGUUCCAGUGGAACCGGGACAGGGAGAGUAUGGAGGCAGUGCCUUUCAGUGUGGAGUCCCUGCUGGAUUCGUCUUACCGGAUGGGGGAGGACACGGUCCUGGUUGGGGGCAAAUCUCUUACUACCUAUGGCCUGGGGGCCUACACUGGCAAGCUUCGGUACAUCUGCUCUGCGGUGGGCUGCAGCCGCUGGGGAGAUGAGGACAUGGAGGCCGAAGACGUGCUCCUGCUGCAGAGGACCCAGAAGACUGUGCGAGCCAUCAGGCCCCGAUCAGGAAUGGAGAAGUGGAACUUCAGUGUUGGAAACUUUGAGCUGAAGCUCCUUCCUGAGACGCAGUCGGCAAUGAACUUCCUGGAGGGAGAAGGUGCGAACGGCGACGCCUGGAGGGAGAGUCAGCGGAUCAUUACAGAUGAACCAAAAGAGAGAGGGCACACGGAGAACCAGCAGAACCACAAUCUGGACCUCGUCAUCAAAGUGUCUGUUCCUGAUUGGAAGGUCAUGGCCUUCAGUACCAAGCCGGAGGGACAGCUGGUCUGGGAACGUCAGUUCUGCACACCCAUCGCUUCGGCCUGGCUGGUGGGCGGCGGUAAAGUCACACCGAUCGCCCUGUUUGACGACAACGCCUACAGCAACCAGUCGGAAACUGAUGAGGAGGAUGACGACGACAAUUCGAGGAAGGCCAGAGCUGCUGAAGAGUCCAGUGUUUACCUUGGGAUGUACCAGGGACAGCUCUACCUCCAGUCCUCCGUGACGAUCAGCGAAAAGUUCCCAACCAAAGCUAUCGGACCGAUCAAGGACAUAAUUCCAUACCCCACAGUCAAGUGGAAGCCUCUUGUCCAUUCCCCAUCUCGGACACCAGCCCUGGUCGGCUCCGAUGAAUUUGACAAGUGUCUGAAUAACGACAAGUUCUCCCAUGAUGAAUACAGCAACGGGGCCCUGUCCAUCCUUCAGUAUCCAUAUGACAACGGCUACUACUUCCCGUACAGCAAGCGUUACCGGGAGAAACGCAACAGUGCCGUGAGCCUGAUAAAGGGAAAUGGGGCGGGGGGCGAGAUUCGCAGGAGAAAGGACCCUGUGCUGUUGCUGCCCUGGUGGAAGGAGAUCCUCGGCACCAUCGUCUUCUGCAUUGCCGCCACCACCUACAUCGUCCGCAAAUUCUUCCACCCCCCCGCCCCGGUGGCCUAUGUGAGGCAACGGAAAGAGUCGGAGACACAGUGCCAGACAGACUGCAAGUUUGACCUUGAGGUUGUGGAAUGCAAAGAGCCGGUUGCUAUGGAGACCCGUUCCAGCGAAUAUGUAUCCAGGUACCUGACUGACUUUGAGCCGGUGCAGUGCCUUGGCCGCGGGGGGUUCGGUGUUGUGUUUGAAGCCCGCAACAAAGUGGACGACUGCAACUACGCCAUCAAAAGAAUCCGGCUGCCCAACAGAGAGCUGGCCCGUGAGAAGGUGAUGCGGGAGGUGAAGGCCUUGGCCAAGCUGGAGCAUCCGGGGAUUAUCCGCUACUUCAACGCCUGGCAGGAGAGCCCUCCCGAGGGCUGGCAAGAGGAGAUGGACCAGAGGUGGCUGAAAGACACCAGUACCACCGACUGGCCAAUGAGCUUCCUUGACCACAUGGAGGCGCUGUCAGUCAAAGUCCCGGUGUCCAGCUCAGUGUCUCCUGUCUCUGGGCCUGGAGGAGAUGCUCUGGAGAGCUCCGUCGAUGCCCGGCACCUGCUCUCCAGCAGCGCCGGUAGCGCUGUAGGUUUCGGCAUUGACGACGGGGACCUGUCCUUCCACCCGAUGCUGGGCCACGACAGCCUGAUGUCCGAGAGGGACAGCCAGGCCGACCCCGACGCCUCGGACACCCCCAACUCCUUCGAGCUCUGUCCUCCACGCGGCCCCAGCGACUGCACCUCUUCUUCCUUCGACAUCGUGUUCGAGGACUCGGGCUGCGACCGAGACGCCGACGCAGACACGGACUCGGCUUCGGACGUAGUCAGUCCGAGCACGACGACGGAGAAGAACAGCUCGUCUUCCUCGUACACCAGACAGCAGGAAGCUGUCCCGCCCUCCAGUUCCUCUCCCCCCCGGCCAACCACACUCACCCUGGCUCUCCCCACAACUCCUCCAACCCAGCGAGUCCAGCCUUCUCCCAAGGUGUACCUGUACAUCCAGAUGCAGCUCUGUAGGAAAGAGAACCUGAAGGACUGGAUGGCUCAGCGCUGCCUCCCGGAGCAGAGGGAGCACAACCAGUGUCUCGAUAUCUUCGUCCAGAUUGCAGAGGCCGUCGACUUCCUGCACAGCAAGGGGCUCAUGCACAGGGACCUCAAGCCCUCCAACAUCUUCUUCACUAUGGACGACGUGGUGAAGGUGGGAGACUUCGGCCUGGUGACGGCCAUGGACCAGGAGGAGGACGAGGACGAGCCGAGCGCCCUGACGCCCGCCCCGCUACUCACCCGACACACGGGCCAGGUCGGCACCAAGCUCUACAUGAGCCCGGAGCAGCUCUCUGGAAACUCGUACUCUCACAAAGUGGACAUUUACUCUCUGGGUCUGAUCCUGUUUGAGCUGCUGUGUCCCUUCAGGACCCAGAUGGAGAGAGUGAGGACGCUGACGGAGGUGAGAGCGCUACGCUUCCCAGAGGUUUUCUCCAAAAACAACGUUCAGGAGCUGAGUAUGGUGCGCAGCAUGCUGUCGUGGAGCCCCGGCGAGCGUCCCGAGGCGGCUGACAUCACAGGGAAUCCCCUCUUCCAGGAGCUGGAGCUGCCUUGCCGACUGGCCAUGAGGCAGCGCUCCCGCACCUACAGCGCCUCGUCCAUGGGCCGCCCAUCACGCCAGUCGUCAUCUACCUGAAAAGCCCCCUGACGCAAUAUGUAACCCCCCCCAUCCCACAAUCCCCCUUUCAUCCCCCCACAGCCCAAGAGAAACACCUCAGCCCCACCUUGCCGUCACACACUGCCUCAGACUUUAAACGCCAAAUGUGCAGGGAUUUAUCUCGCUGGCUUUAGAGCGGCGAGACAAAGUCCUGCACUCUCCUUGGCAAACACACACGCCGUUACAUAUUCACAAUUUUAAUCACACAGAUAUUUUAAAAGCAACAGCUGUUCUGUUAUGUUCACGACCAGACUUGGCUCAAGUGGUACGAGCAAAAUAAUUCUUAGUGGUUAUAUUAAAUGGCUCUGAGCACCAGAUGGGCAGCGGUGUACUGCGGCCAGUCGGCUCACUGAAGCUAUUAUUAUUAUUGAUUUCUGAAAUGUUUACCUGUGAUUGUCUUUAAACAAGUGGCAUUCUCCUCACUCUGACAACCAUAUGGUACUCCGAGAUGAUCGACAGACGCGCUAAGAGCUAUUUUGCAUAUGAUUUGACGCCGGUCCGGUCACAACACCCUGCCUGCUCCCAACAUUCAGCCAGUGUUCACUCACCCACGCUUACACCUCAGGUAUCAAAACCAAGAGGACACUCCAAAGGGGCCUUUGAUGCUUGAUCAUCCUAUCUACUAGUGACCAGUACUGAUCGCUGGUAUGAGCACUAUCCGGUGUUCCGACACCCAAUAUGCCUGAUUUGGGAGACCAAAAAAAGACCAUCUUUUUUUCCUAUGUGUUUUUUUUUAACGAGAGAAGGUGAUGUAUUGCGUAGAGAAGAGUUUAUGAAUCCAGAUCAUCAGAUAUGAUUUGCCUUUAGUGAAAGGGGCACGCGGCCUCCUCUGAAUGAAUGCCGAGCCUCUGGCUCCUGUCUUUUUCUGCAUGUACCUGAUAGGAAAGUGAAGGGGGUGAGUGUGAGUUUGUGAUCUUAAAGCCAGUACUUGGAAGCAGUUUUUUCUGUGUGUAAAUUUACACAAUGACUCUGGGGUGCUCAAUCAUUUUACAACACCUCCUCUUGUAUAUAGUUGAAGGGAAAAAAAUCUGUUUAUAUCUUUUUCUUUGAAGAUAUGUUUGAUGAAUCCUGUACAUAUUGUAAGGCGCCAUUGCUUGUAAAUGGCUUUUUCAUGUAAGAUAGUGUGAUAUACUGUGGGGGGGAGGGAUCAAAGAGGGGGACGAUCUCUGCCGUUAAUGGAUAACUGAAUGUUACAGUGUGACCUCCAGAGACAGAUGAUGGUGGUCACCUCUUUCUAGAAAUGAUUCUCAGUGUUUGUCUUCACGCGUGUGGGGUACCAAGUGGACGGGGUUUGCCCUGCUUCGAGCACCAGAACCUCCAGGACCAGAGUGCCAUUUGAAAGUCAGUUAAAUGUACUUUUUCUGUAACUGAUGACUCACCUCACUUUUUUUUUGUUGGAACUGUGCUACUGUGCUCCUCCAACCCCCAUCCAGCUGGUGUUCCCGGUGAACAAAUACUCCCGUGAUGAGGAAAAAUAGCAUUUAGUCAAGAAGAAGAUACUGUUUUAUCCCCUCUACAUUGUCUACUGAGGGACCUGGACCUGAUGUUGGUCAUGUGAUCCACAAUGAGCAUUGUUUUAUUUACAUAAGAAGUGCUGGGAGAGUCACAUGACCCGUUUGUAACUUCACACACACAAACUGCUAAUUGUAAUGUGCUUUCAAUGAUUGUACUUUUCUAAGGAUCUUCUCUCUCUAUCUCUCUCUCUCUCUUUUUUUUUAAUAAGCGCAGUUUUUUGAUUAUUCUGCAGGGUUUUUUGAUUACUGUAAAGUCUCGACUGUUUGAUACAAGAAGUCAAACUGUUGUUCAUCCAUCCAUCCACUGAAGAUGAGUCAUUCUUGUUGUAAAAUGAUCAGUUCUCUCAAGAGUUUAAAACAGACAGUACUCCCACCAUGACAUGGGUGGAAACUGGAAAGUUUAGUUCCAUAAUGUGGCGUAUCCUCAAGUUAGGAGACGGGGAAACGUGAGAACUCAUGUCGCAAAUUCAGACAAAAGUUGCUUUGUGAACGACAGUAUGUGGGUACUGUUUUAAGUGUUGACAAUGUGACACCUUUUGUAGAAUUAACGUUUGAUAUUUCCAAUAAUGGAUUCAGGAUAAAUCUGCCACAAAAUUAGCUGAAAGCAUUUUGGAACUUUUUUUGUCGUCCAUUUUAUAGAAUUCCUUAGAGAAUUGUGAUUUAAAGACGUGUUUUUGGAGGAUUCACAACAAGAAAGAAGGAAACUUUCACAACAUAAAUCACCUACUGUAGUAAAUAGCUUGUCAGCUUUAUACCGUUAAGAUUUAAAAACAGCAUUAUUGACGAUAGCGUAUUAUCGGAGGUUGUAGAGAUUUUCUUCUUUUCACUCAAACCAAGAAAAUGUGAUUAAACUGUAGGUUUUUUCAUGCUUUGUUGAACUGUGUUUAUCCUCCUUCCACUCCUGCCGUCCAGGUAGCUUUUCGAUUUAAAGAAUCAGACACCCACUCGUCGAUCUCCGACGCCUCCGUCCGGAUACGUAGUUGCCUGUUUCUGUGCACAAACCCCCUCAUUCUCUGUCCCAUGUUGAAUUUGUAAAUAUGUUUAUUUGCUUUAUUUAUGUUUUGAUGCCGUGAUCAAUCCUUUUUUGGGUUGGUGUUAUUAUGAAUGCGCUUCCUGCGAUGGAGCGCGUUGGAAUAUGAUGACUUCUUACAAGUCUAAAUUUAAUAAACUGUUCUAUACCGUUUGUACA